GAAAAAUUCCUCGUUUAAGGUUUGGGGCAUUUCACGUUUAUUCCUAACAUAUUCCAAUGUAUGAAAUGAUGUAUAUUAUCCACCAACUCUGCACCAUUUACGAUAAUUCUGGGUUCUUCUUCAAAGGCUCGAAAACAGAUUCUUGCUGAGAUGGGAUAUGAGUUCACAAUAAUGACUGCAGACAUUGAUGAGAAAGGUAUUAGGAGGGAAAAGCCAGAAGAUUUGGUAAUGGCAUUAGCUGAGGCAAAGGCUGAUGCUAUUUUGCAAAGGCUCUUUGCUGGAGGUCCAUUGGACGAAGAUGCUUCUGCAACACUUUUAAUUACUGCAGACACCGUUGUGGUGUAUAGAGGAAUAAUCAGGGAAAAACCAACUAGUGAAAAAGAAGCACGGGAAUUCAUCAAAGGAUAUUCUGGGAGUCAUGCAGCUGUGGUAGGAUCUGUUGUGGUAACUAACCUCGUGACUGGAAAACGUUAUGGGGGAUGGGAAAGUGCAGAGGUUUAUUUCCAUGAAAUACCAGAUGAGGUCAUUGAUAAUCUGAUUGACGAGGAAAUUACAUUCAACGUUGCUGGGGGUUUGAUGCUGGAACAUCCACUGACAUUACCCUUUGUGGAUGCAGUGGUUGGGUCAACUGAUACCGUGAUGGGACUAUCCAAAGCUCUUACCGAGAAACUCUUAUUGGAAGCUCUAUAGCUGCUGCAAUAGUACAAUUAUAUUCUGAUUGAUACCAUGUGCUAGCUGAGUGAGAAUAUUACUGCAUUUAUAUUCAAAUGUUUUGUUUCCACCGAUUCAUGUAAUACAAAAUACAAACAAGAAUGCCCGAGACC
Gastrolobium bilobum is the source of this 824-nucleotide messenger RNA. RefSeq lists its product as uncharacterized. Gene Ontology annotation, molecular function: nucleoside triphosphate diphosphatase activity. The transcript has 9 exons. Lineage: Eukaryota; Viridiplantae; Streptophyta; Magnoliopsida; Fabales; Fabaceae. The record is from RefSeq and is a predicted model, not a curated record. The coding region runs from base 151 to 690 and encodes 179 amino acids.